Molecule: messenger RNA, 5249 nt
Organism: Pseudophryne corroboree (corroboree frog)
Lineage: Eukaryota; Metazoa; Chordata; Amphibia; Anura; Myobatrachidae
Gene: AXIN2
Product: axin 2
Exons: 11
Coding region: 551-2923 (790 amino acids)
Biological process (GO): positive regulation of proteasomal ubiquitin-dependent protein catabolic process; regulation of centromeric sister chromatid cohesion; cell development
Cellular component (GO): plasma membrane; beta-catenin destruction complex; nucleus
Molecular function (GO): beta-catenin binding; I-SMAD binding; protein kinase binding
Source: RefSeq, a predicted model, not a curated record
GCCUCGGGGAGUUGGCUGAGAUUGCCAGGCUUUGAUAAGGUCCUUGCCACUGAGAACAAGUCUCAGGCACUGAGCGCCUCUCACCUCAGCUGUGCAUGCACCAUUACCGGGAGGGGAGCACCCGUGAGUGCUGGCUGGUGUAGCUCGUGCACUGGGCGUGGGGGAGGGGGGCAGCAAUGCACAUUUGGGAUGGAUCAUACACACUGCCCUGCCAGGACAGACACCCUUUGAUGUUCAGUUUGUGUUGGAAAGAACCCACAGGAAAUUUGCUGCAAGAGCUGAUGACUGCUGGAAGCAGGAGGAGAGAGGAGGAGGUGGAGGAGGAGGAAUUCCAGUUUGUACACAGCACAAGAGGAGUCACCUCAUUCUCUAGCUGCCGCUGUUCCUGUGUGUGUGUGUGUGUGUGCCUGCCUUCUAAUGCUGGGGAGCAAGGGCACCCCAAAACCCUCCUGGAUGAGUGAGAGAAGAAGACUCGCAGGAUCCCCUGCUGACUUGAGAGGGAGAGCAGAUUACAGUGGAAUUUAAAACAUACAAUACGUAUUAAAGAGCCAUGAGCAGUGCCUUGCUGAUGACUCACCUUUCGGAUGAGAACAGUAGCUUCAGGGAAGACGCCCCACGUCCACCGGUGCCAGGAGAGGAAGGGCAGACAUCAUGCCAAUUUCCGACAAAAAGCCAAAGAUCAAAGUCUAUGUCACUUUCAGACAAUCUUAGGAGAAACGAAGAUGGUUUGGGGGAGCCGGAAGGCAGUGCCUCCCCAGAUUCACCCCUGGUCAGAUGGACUAAGUCCUUGCAUUCCUUACUGGGCGAUCAGGAUGGUGCCCAUCUUUUUAGGACCUUCUUGGAGAGGGAAAAAUGUGUGGAUACUUUAGACUUCUGGUUUGCCUGCAAUGGGUUCAGGCAGAUGGACCUCAAGGAUACCAAAACACUGAGGGUAGCCAAGGCUAUCCAUAAACGAUACAUUGAGAACUACAGCAUUGUCUCAAAACAGCUGAAACCCCCAACCAAAGUUUUUGUAAGGGAUUGCAUUAAGAAGCAGCUGAUUGACUCAACCAUGUUUGACCAAGCUCAGGCUGAGAUACAAGCAGUAAUGGAGGACAAUGCUUACCAGAUGUUUUUGACUUCAGACAUAUACCUCGAAUACGUAAGGACUGGUGGAGAGAACACCAUUUAUUUCAACAAUAUAGGACCAGGGAGCUUAAAACUGGUCAGUGGCUAUUUACCGACUUUGAAUGAGGAAGAGGAAUUGAACUGUAUGGACCUAAAACACAAAAGCUUACCCUCUGUGGUGGGUCUCUCUAGCAAAUCCCUGAGGGCUACUGCAAAUUCAAGAGCCAAGGAAACUGUGGAUAACUGCUACAGGUCGUACAAGAGGAACAAUCCCAUUAAUCCUUACCAUGUGAAUUCUGGAUAUGUGUUUGCACCAGCCACCAGCGCCAAUGAGAGCGAGAUAUCCAGCGAUGCUAUGACGGAUGACUCAAUGUCUAUGACAGAUAGCAGUGUGGAUGGCAUUCCUCCUUAUCGGACUGGCAACAAGAAACAACAGCAGAGAGAGAUGCAUCGGAGUGUUAAAGCCAAUGGGCAGGUCUCUUUACCUCAUUUUCCAAGGACGCACCGGCUGCCCAGAGAGAUGACCCCCAUAGAACCGUCAGUGUUCGCGGCUGAGCUCAUUGCCCGGCUAGAAAAGGUUAAACAGGAACAAGAGACUAUGCAUACAUUGGAAGCAAGACUGCAGCAGAUCAAAGAGGAAGAAGAGAAAGAGGCACGUGAGAUCCCAGCAUGUUAUCAGCCAACCCAUGAUCUCUCAGCCUCCCCGCAUCAACCGCCUGUUCAAGCAUCAUCAGUCUCUUGUGAAGAUGACCCUCAAGCCAUCUUAGAUGACCAUUUAUCCAGAGUUCUGAAGACGCCUGGCUGCCAGUCUCCCGGUGUAGGAAGAGCUCGUUCCCCUGACCGCUCUCGUGUUCUGAGGCCUGCAUUGCUGCCAGUGGCACCUACAGCCUGCCCUAUGUUCACCAAGAGUUUUGUCACAAAACAGACCACCAAACACGUCCACCACCAUUACAUUCAUCACCAUACUGUGCCAAAGACUAAAGAGGAGAUUGAGGCAGAGGCUGCUCGCAGGGUGCAGUGUCUAUGUACUGGUUCUGCAGACUAUUGCUGCUAUCUGAAAACCAGGACACAUUGCAAGGGCAUGGACCUGUCACUACUACAUAUGGACAAUUCAGGCAGUGGGGCAGGAACCAUUGUAUACCAGCUCCCGGCGGAAGAACACUUACAGACGACCUGGCAGAGGGUGGUAGAGAGUGAGAGUGAAAGGCAGAGCAAGCACAGAUCUCACAGUGCACAGAACACAAAGAGGACUGCGGCUUGUGAGACCACUCGAGCCUCAUCGGCAGAGCGCCCUGUUCGUCAUCAUCAAUGGAAUGUCCCCAACGGUCACCUUCGGAACCAGCAGCUCUCCCACCCACUUGCCCAGGACGCACCAGUGGCCACAAUGGCACCCCCCAACACUCUCGCACAACUAGAAGAAGCCUGCAGAAGGCUGGCAGAGGUGUCUAGACCUCCAAAGCAAAGGUGUCCAUCAUCCAGCCACCAGCGGAGUCACUCUGUGCCCUGCCAGUCUGGAUCUGCCACCCCCAUGUCUGAAGACCUUAAGGAACCAAAGAGGCUGCAAAGUGGCGACCUGACAGUCACAUACUUCUUCUGUGGUGAGGAAAUCCCGUACAGGAGAAUACUGAAAUCCCACAGCCUGACACUGGGGCACUUCAAAGAGCAGCUGAGCAAAAAAGGCAAUUAUAGAUAUUACUUCAAGAAAGCCAGCCACGAAUUUGAUUGUGGUGCAGUAUUUGAGGAGAUCUGUGAUGAUGAAACAGUUCUGCCUACGUAUGAGGGGAGAGUCCUUGGUAAAGUGGAGCGUAUUGACUGAACCAUAACCAGGGACCCAGAUACUGUUUCUUAAACUGUGUCAAUAUGCAGAAUCUGUGGCCAGUCAUAAGCUUCACCUCCCAGCCUCAUGAAGAAAACAGGCAUGGCCUGGCUAUCUGCCGUGUGAUAGGAUGAAACUAUGGCACCAUUGAUUUAAAACCUUACAAACGAUUUGCACUCUACUCGUGUCCCAGCAUGAGGAAGCCAAGCCUACUAAAUCACCAAUUCAGGCCCGUCCUAUAAGAAAAGACUUUUUGAAUAAAGGAAGUGAGUGGAGACUGUGGAGAAAAGCUAUUCCGCCAAUGUACGAGAUAAUUAUGUACUUUCGGGCUAUUUAUUGUAAAGGAAGUGAGUACCACUAUUGACUGCAGAUUGUAUCAGCCUUCAAUACAUAAUAUAUGACCUCCCGGAGAACCAACACAUCUAGACUCAGAAGACUAGCAUAAUGUACCUUUUGAUAUUUAUUGAACUGUAGGUGCUUGCUCUGGUCUGUGCUGCUUUAUUGAUUAGGGGAAGAGACUGAUGUGUUUGUAUGUUCUGAAUUAAGCUAACCAGUGUACUCUGCUACUUUAUAUUGAUCGGCAAAGUGAUUGGACUUUUGCAGGACUCAGAAGUGAAAAAUGGUCCAUCCGCACACAAGCAUACUGCGGGGAUCUCCAUGCUGCUUGUACAACUUUGGCAAAUUGUUUUCUGCACUUGCCAUGGUGUUGUGGUGCCUUUUUGUUUGUUUGUUGUACGGAUGUUUUCACUAUUUAUUUUCAUAGAGUUACUACCCCCCCCCCCCCCCCUCUUCCUGCCCUAUUAUCUUAAUUGUGUUUGAAUAUUAAAAUAUUCUAAUUUAUUCAUAUGCCAUUUCAUUAUACUAUGCGGAAAGCAUUAGGUCAUAUCACUAAUUAGAUAAAAUUCUAUUUAUUUUUAUCUAAUGGAGAGAAUUUUUUGCAGAACCAUUUGCUAACUACUGUGAUCCCGAAAAUUCUAAAUAUUGAUUUGUAAUGUGGUACUGGAUGUUGUAGUCUGUUAGCCAUGCAGUCUGGCCAUAGGCCAGUUUUCUGGAAUAAUCUGUUUAAUCACUGUAUUUGAGCUGGUGAUAAUGCUGUCAUGCUGAUAUCCAGAAACCCUGACCUGACGUGACAUGUCAUGGCUGGCUGCAGACUCCUAACAUCAGAGAACUGUGCCUAAAUGUAACAGCCUAUGAGCUGCCGGACUUUGCGUGAGUCUAACCGUAUUUUUAAGGCACCAAUGGUUUACAAGACUAAAUCAACCUGGUUUUGCCUUUGUAAGUGAUUGCUGCUUUAAAAAACACUCACACGAAGUCCCGCACCUCCGGCAGGCUAUUACAUUUCGCCCCAGGUGUUCGUUCGUCAUAACGGGCAAGCUUAUAAAACCAAGUCUAUAAAGUAAAGCACCUGCAUAUAUUUUAUUUAGAAUUAUUCCAUUUUAUAGGAUUGUAGUAUAGAAUACAAUAUCCACUGGCAAAGCUCUGUAUUCUGCUAUACUUCCAAAAUUUGAUAUGUCCGGGUACGUGUAAUUAUGACCUGAAAGUAUUUGUGGUAUUCCUAUAAAAUGGGAUGACUGCUUUUAAGAAAUGUCAAUUCAGAUAUUAUGCAUCGCUUUCUGAAGGAAUGAAAACAAAUCACGUUUUACUGCACAUACCAUAAUGAUCUGAUUGCUGUUCAAAUGUUUAAGUUUUAACCCCGGUCCCAGUGUGAUAAUGACCACAAAGUGCAUUAUUACAUAUAUGCCUCAAAUAUCCUCCUUGUAACUUCUACGGUAGUAUAGGAGCUACUGUAUGUGCAUCUUCCAGAAUAGACGUUUUAUAGCAACGUGGCGCUAACAGGCCGAUCGGUAACGCUGGCAUAUAGAACACAGCACUUCAUUGAGAAGGAAACAAUGUCUGUUUAUUGUCACAUGUCUGACCCUGUCUAAAUAUUAGCAUUUUUUGGAUUGUAUGUUAAUCCAUUGUUAGGUUAUGUCUUGUAAUUACUCUGUAAGAUAUUGAUGUAAAUAUUGUAAGUAAUGUAUGGUAAAAUUACACUAUAUAUAGUGUUAAAUUAAGUACAGUACCUGUGCCUAUAUGGUGAGAAAUCACCUAUAUCACCCUAAUAUAUAGGGUCCAAGCCUUCCCUUGUGUUUAAGGGGUCAGUGUAUAUCUUUAUGCCUUUUUAAUAUGUAAUUGUACUUAUGACCUUUUGGCAUCUUGAUCAACUUAUACUUCUGUAAAUUAUGCAUUAUAAAGAGUUUCAUUUAAAGAAAAGAUUACAUGGUACAAUAAUUAUUGUAAUUAAGAGAUGUAGCAUUUAUUAAAAUUUUUAUAUUUUUCAAAUUAA